This is a messenger RNA of Pteropus alecto (black flying fox), 2379 nucleotides long. It is a transcript of the gene TINAG, whose product is annotated as tubulointerstitial nephritis antigen. The transcript is spliced from 11 exons. NCBI's taxonomy places the organism in Eukaryota, Metazoa, Chordata, Mammalia, Chiroptera, Pteropodidae. Gene Ontology annotation, molecular function: cysteine-type peptidase activity. Gene Ontology annotation, cellular component: lysosome. Gene Ontology annotation, biological process: proteolysis. The coding region runs from base 171 to 1598 and encodes 475 amino acids. The record is from RefSeq and is a predicted model, not a curated record.
UCCUGAUUAAUGUUUAACUUCAAGAAGUAUACUCAGUUCAAGUAAAGGAGCAGUUUCAGGAAUCAGGCAGAGCUGUCUUGAUGAUUAGAAAUCAGACUCUGAGGAGAAGUCUCAAGAAGUUAUAUAUUGGCUAUAACAAGAAAGUGGGGGCCAUACCAGACCUCUAGAGAAUGUGGAUCGGAUAUAAGAUCUUAAUCGUCUCUCACCUAAUUACAGAAAUCUGGGCGGAGAAACAGUAUUUAUCUCAAAGAGAAGUUGACCCAGGAGCUGAUUUCACUAGGAAUCACACCAUUUUGGAAGGUACUCGAUUCAAAAGAGCCAUUUACAAAGGGCAAUACUGUAGAAGUUUUGGUUGUUGUGAAGACAGAGAUGACGGCUGUGUCACUCAGUUCUAUGAAGUGAAUGCACUGUGUUACUGUGAUACAUUCUGUGAAAGGGAAAAUUCUGAUUGCUGUCCUGAUUACAAGUCAUUUUGCCGUGGAGAGAAAGAAUGGCUUCCUCACGCAACACCUUGGUAUACAGAAGGUUGCCUCAGAGAUGGUCAACAUUAUGAAGAAGGAUCAGUAGUUAAAGAAAACUGCAACUCCUGCACAUGCUCAGGACAGCAGUGGAAAUGUUCCCAGCAUGUAUGCCUUGUUGAACCAGAAUUAAUUGACCAUGUCAAUAAAGGAGACUAUGGAUGGACAGCUCAGAACUACAGUCAGUUCUGGGGAAUGACUUUAGAAGAAGGUUUCAAAUAUCGUCUUGGCACCUUGCCACCCAGCCCCAUGCUUCUGAGUAUGAAUGAAGUAACAGCUGUACCUGCAAUAAUUGAUCUUCCGGAGUUUUUUGUUGCUUAUUAUAAAUGGCCUGGAUGGACUCAUGGCCCAUUGGAUCAAAAAAAUUGUGCUGCGUCAUGGGCAUUUUCCACUGCAAGUGUGGCAGCUGACCGAAUAGCAAUUCAGUCUAAGGGUCGAUACACAGCCAAUCUAUCCCCUCAGAAUCUGAUUUCUUGCUGUGCCAAGAACCGUCACGGAUGCAGCAGUGGAAGCAUUGAUAGGGCUUGGUGGUACCUGAGAAAACGUGGGCUGGUAUCACACGCAUGCUACCCAUUUCUCAAGGAUCAAAAUACUACCAAUAAUGCCUGCGCCAUGGCAAGUAGAUCUGAUGGGCGGGGAAAACGGCAUGCCACAAAACCAUGUCCCAACAACAUCGAGAAAUCUAAUAGGAUCUACCAGUGUUCUCCUCCAUACAGAGUCUCUUCCAAUGAAACUGAAAUAAUGAAAGAAAUCAUACACAAUGGACCAGUCCAAGCCAUAAUGCAAGUCCAUGAAGAUUUCUUCCAUUACAAGUCUGGGAUAUACAGACAUGUUACCAGCACAAAUGAAAAAUCAGAAAAAUAUCAAAAGCUUCAGACACAUGCAGUCAAACUCACUGGAUGGGGCACACUGAGAGGAGCCCAGGGACGAAAAGAAAAAUUUUGGAUUGUUGCCAAUUCCUGGGGAAACUCAUGGGGAGAGAAUGGCUAUUUCAGGAUUCUUCGAGGAGUAAAUGAGUCUGACAUUGAAAAGUUGAUUAUCGCAGCUUGGGGCCAACUGACAAGUUCAGAUGAACCAUAGCUUAUCAUUAAAUUUCCAUAGGUUAUGCUUUGAAGUAACCCCUUAAACUUAAAUUAAGCAGUGUGAGGUUGUCUGUGACAGUGAAUCUUUGUGUCUUCACCUUAUUAUUAUAAUGUUUUCUGGUUUUACCCUAGACUCUAUGCUUUGCUUCCUUUAUUUUACCAAGUAUAUAAAAAUAUUGAGAGGACAACAGAGUGGCUAAAUGCCUUUAAACUUCCUUGGAUGUCUUUAGCACUUGCAUUCAAAGUUCAUUGCAUUCUUUUGUAGAAAUGAUGUGGUUUCUGUCUUUGACCAAUGAGGACUUCAGAUAACAAAAAAGAAAUGGAAACAUCAAUUUACCAUCCUUACAAUUUUUUAAACUAAAUAAUGCUUUCUUAAAUCAGAGCUUGUUUGUGUUUUGCCAAGAGCAAUGGAAAUAGGUUAUUAAUUGUUUCUCUCAGUAAGCUAACAUUCUGUUUCUUUUUAUUUGCCUAAACCUAAUUUGUAAUUCAAACCCAAAAGGAAAGUAACUCUCCACAGAAAAUAACUACUCUUUAUGGUACCGUGAAAUGGCCUGUAAUGUGGAGAAGGUGGUAAGUAAUGAAAUAGCUUAGAGGCUAACAAUAGAAAUACAGUCUACAGACACAUAAACACCCAUAUUUUUAGAAGCCAGUACCCUUUGUGUAAAGUCUAUUAAAAUCAGCUGCAAAACUGUAUUUGGAAAGAUAACAUAUUUAUCCCCCCAAAACAGUAAUUUGAUGCCAUGAGUCAGAAAGAAUAAAUAAACUUUUAUCACAACUGU